AUGCAAGACUUUCCCUCUGAAAAGCAUCAAUCAGAAAACUUGACUGAUACCAAGGCGCCAACUUCACAAACAGAAAUUUUACCAGCAAAACGAGUUAGAAAGCCCCGAUUCCCAAAACUCACAAGGACUCAAAGUUUACAUGAACUAGUUCCUCUUAUUGCUGCAUCCUCAUCAAUGAUCUCCGUAACAAUUCACAAAGAAGCCUACUUCAUGAUGUCCUUGCAUGCCCAUCUAUAUCACCAUGAAAUUAUUGGCUGAAUGGCUGGAAAACUCACUGAUGGCUCACUCGAAAUCGAGUCCGCCUACCCAGUGAAAGAAAUUGACCAUGAAAACGGUCGCAUAAAUGUGGAAAUGGAUAUUGACAGCGCUGUGAACGUUAGGUCAGAAAUAGAAGAAAGAGGACUGAACAUCGUUGGGUGAUAUCAUUCUCACCCAACUUUUGAUCCUGACCCAUCUCGACUGGAUAUUGAUAAUCAGCUAAGCUAUCAGAAAGCUUCAGAGAGCAUGUUUAUUGGCUGCAUUAUUACUCCUUAUCUAUCUACUUCAAAAAUUGAAGGGAUUUUAUCGCUUUUCAAUGUACAAGUCAAUAAUGAGCAACUCAAGCGAGUAGGGCAUCAUCCUGCGUUUUCUAUUAGGUACUCUUACUUGCAGACUCCGCUUAGCCAGGAUGCAAUAAAAAGAGCUUUGAAAUUGAUUCAGACUUAUAAACACCUCAAUAAAUCAAUCAACCCAUCCAGAGUUUGGAAAAGAGGAAUCACUUAUGGGCAGAAAUUAAGGCUCCUUCUUGAAAAAUUUGAGCUAUCGCCUGAACAAAUUAAUGAUAUCUAUAAAGCGUUUAUUGAUUAA
Molecule: messenger RNA, 846 nt
Organism: Blepharisma stoltei
Lineage: Eukaryota; Ciliophora; Heterotrichea; Heterotrichida; Blepharismidae
Source: the annotation of a GenBank genome assembly